AUGAUUUAUUAUUCAAUUUUCAUAUGGUCUUUACUUAUCAUAACAACUGUUUCGAAAGCAAAUGUCGAUUUUGAUAUCUAUGGUUCAACGGCAAAUGGAUGGGAGUUUGUUAAAGACUUUUUGAGACAAAAUAUUCGCGAACAACGAGAUAUAGGUACAUCUGUAGCAAUUUAUCAUCAAGGAAAUUUAGUUGUUGAUUUAUGGGGUGGAUGGUUCGAUCGAACACAAAUGAAACCCUAUGAUAAUAAUACAUUACAAUUAGUAUUUUCAACAUCGAAAGGUUUAGUAGCUGUAGCUGCGGCACUUUGUGUUCAACGCGGUCUACUUGAUUAUUCAGCAUUAGUAACAAAAUAUUGGCCAGAAUAUGGAAACAAUGGCAAAGAAAAUACAACUGUAGCUGACAUUCUUUCACAUCGUGCUGGAUUACCUUUCGAGAAUUCAUCACUUGAACAAUCUUCCAAUUGGGAAGCAAUGAUACAUGCAUUAGAGCAGCUAAAACCAGUAUGGCCACCUGGAACAACACAUGGUUAUCAUGCAUUAACAUAUGGUUGGUUAGCUGGUGAACUUGUUCGACGUGUUGAUCCAAUGAAAAGAACUUUAGGAGGAUUUAUUCGUGAUGAAAUUGCAAAACCAUUAGAUAUUGAAUGGUAUAUUGGUUUACCAUCUGAACAAGAAUAUCGAGUCUCACCAAUAGAUUUCAAAUCCUAUGGAACAUUUAAUCAAACAUUACCUGAUUCUUAUGAAGCGUUUAAUAGUAAGACUACACAUCAAGCAGAAAUUCCGGCUGCUAAUUCAAUAACUAAUGCUCGAUCUGUAGCAAAACUCUAUGCAUCUUUAAUGAGUGAUUUAGACAAUAACAAAUAUAAACGAUUAUUAAAUGAAGAAAUCUUAAAACGGGCAACUAAAUCGAAUACACCUGAUGGUGAACUUGAUUUUGUAAUACACUUUCCAACUAAAUUUAGUAUGGGUUUUAUACUUUUGGAUGAUAUUUUUCCAUUAUUGGGACCUGGAGUAUUUGGUCAUAAUGGAGUUGGAGGAAGUAUUGGUUUUGCUAUACCAUCAAAGAAUUUUGCAUUUUCCUACGUUAUGAAUCGAAUGGAUGCUGAAAUAGCCAUCGAUGUUGAUCUUCGUUACAAAGCAAUGUUAAACAAAAUUUCAACUAUAAUUAAUACUAGUACUACUACUCCUUCUACUACUACUGAUAAUAAUAAUAAUACAAGUUUUCAUAAAAAACUCUCUCCAUAUUUAUUAUUUUUAUGUUCUAUCCUAUUUUUCUAUCAAGUUUAUUUGUAA
Rotaria sordida is the source of this 1293-nucleotide messenger RNA. Lineage: Eukaryota; Metazoa; Rotifera; Eurotatoria; Philodinida; Philodinidae. The record is from the annotation of a GenBank genome assembly.